ACAUGAAGAUUGACAUAGAGACAGAUAUAGACUUUAUCAUAAUGCUCAGAUUGAGUCAGAUCUACUACUCAACUGACAUGUCAUAGUAGUCAUAGUCAUCACAUCUAGAUAUAUAAUAUAUAUUUACUAUAGUAAAAUGGCAGAAGCAGAUGCUGAACUCCACAAUCGACUUAUCUAUUAUGUUUUACCAACGAUAAUUGUAUGUUACAUUACAUUUCGUUGGUGUGGAUUCAAGAAAGCCAAAUUUCAAGCUUUUCUUUGCAAUCUAGUUUGCAGUUAUGUUCACAAUAAAUUCUGUAAGAAGGAAAAAACAUUACUCUUUGACCAAAUGAAGAAUUAUGAAAAAUCUAGGUCUAAAACGCAUGCUGCAUUUACGAUACUAGAAAUAGGCGCUGGAAGUGGCAUGAAUUUUAAGUUUUUUCCCUCUGGAAGUGAAGUAACUUGCCUUGAUCCUAAUCCAUACAAUGAAAAAUAUAUUAUUGAUAAUUUAAGAAAAGCAGACAACAAUAUCAGACUUGUCAAGUUUAUUAAAGGUUUUGCAGAAAAUAUGCCAGAUGUACCAAGUGAUAAUUUUGAUGCAGUGGUGUGCACGUUUACCAUGUGCUCAAUAAGAAGACUAAACGAUGCUGUUGAAGAAAUAAAAAGAAUUUUAAAACCGGGAGGACACUUUUUUUACCUGGAACAUGUAGCAGCUCCAAAAGGUUCAUGGAUACGUUACUUUCAAGACAAACUUCAGUGUAUUUGGCCAUACAUAUCUGAUGGUUGUAAUAUUAAUAGGGAGACUUGGAACAUUUUAGAUCAUUCAAAUUUCAAAGAAGUCCAGUACUGUCAUUUCUCUGCAAGCACAUGGCUGGCAUUUUUCGCCAGGCCUGGUUUGUAUGGAUCAGCAAUAAAAUGAGAUAAAUUUAUAAUUGAUUUUAACAAUUCUAAA
Messenger RNA from Biomphalaria glabrata, 931 nucleotides. Its product is annotated as putative methyltransferase-like protein 7A. The transcript is spliced from 2 exons. Lineage: Eukaryota; Metazoa; Mollusca; Gastropoda; Planorbidae. The record is from RefSeq and is a predicted model, not a curated record. Gene Ontology annotation, molecular function: S-adenosylmethionine-dependent methyltransferase activity. The coding region runs from base 137 to 898 and encodes 253 amino acids.